This is a messenger RNA of Mytilus californianus (California mussel), 5513 nucleotides long. Its product is annotated as solute carrier family 15 member 4-like. Gene Ontology annotation, cellular component: membrane. The coding region runs from base 120 to 1733 and encodes 537 amino acids. The record is from RefSeq and is a predicted model, not a curated record. Gene Ontology annotation, molecular function: transmembrane transporter activity. Gene Ontology annotation, biological process: oligopeptide transport; transmembrane transport. The transcript has 10 exons. NCBI's taxonomy places the organism in Eukaryota, Metazoa, Mollusca, Bivalvia, Mytilida, Mytilidae.
UUAAAUCAUCCAUUUCAGCAUGUGAUAACAAUAUUCAGUACAACAUCCUCAUGCUAUUAAAUUGGAAAAUUCGCUCCAUCUUAUGCUGAUAGAAAGACAACACAUCACUAAAGGGUAUUAUGACAUCCACAGUAGAAAAUAAUGCCAGCAAACCGCUGUUGGCAGGUAGUGAAGUUAAUGCUGAAGCAAACCCUAACUCAGCUGGAUACGGUACAUUCGAGGGAAGACCUCGUUUUACAAGGAAAAAGCUGUUCAUAGUUGGAUGUAUUUUGAUGACCGAAUUAUGUGAACGUUUGACGUAUUACAGUGUGGUAGCCAAUUUGAUAUUGUAUUGUACAUCUACUCUUGAUAUUUCUUCGACUGGUGCAGCAAGGAUCAGUUUAAUAUUUUCGGGUUCGGUGUUUAUUGUACCAAUCUUCGGAGGAUAUUUGGCGGACGCUUUUGUAGGAAAGUAUAACACCAUAUUAGGAUGUGGACUAAUUUACGUCAUUGGGUUAUUUUUACUACCAGCAUCGGCUGUUGACUACAAGACUUGGUUUGGACCUCAUAACGAAAUAUCUACCGAAACAAGAAGAGGAUUUUUCUUGACAUCGCUUGUCCUAAUUGCUAUAGGGACUGGAGGUAUAAAGUCUAAUGUUGGACCAUUUGGUGCUCAACAGGUUGAAAAUCUGGGACCACAAGCUGUGCAGUCUUUCUUUAAUUGGUUUUAUUGGUUUAUAAAUGUAGGUGCUAUAAUUGCCUACUCUGGAGUAGCAGCUGUACAACAGGAUGUUGGAUUCGAUGUUGGUUUUCUUAUACCAUUAAUUAGCAUGAUAAUAGCACUGGUUGUUUUCGUCCUGAAUAAGUCAAAGUAUAUUUCUUCACCUGCAAAAGGCAGUGUUCUCCAGGAUACCAUUGGUGUUUGUUGUGCUACCAAAUGUAAGGGUUUCAACGCUGCAAGGGAAGAUGAAGGUGGCCCGUACAGUAAUGAGAUGGUAAACGGUGUAAUAGCAGUCCUACGUAUUCUACCAGUAUUUCUAUUGGUUAUUAUGUACUGGGCAGUUUAUUCACAGAUGGGUACAACAUUUUUCUUGCAAAGUGAAAGAAUGGACAUCAAAUUAGGAUCCGGCAAUGUACCCGUAGCAGUGCUAAACAUAUUUGACACGAUCAUUAUUAUAAUUUUGAUACCAAUAAUGCAAACGGUUGUGUAUCCAUUUUUGGCAAAGAUCAACAAAUCACCUUCACAUUUACAGAGAAUGGGAAUUGGAAUGAUCUUCGCUGCAAUGUCAGUAUUUGUGGCGGGUAUUCUGGAAAUCUACCGAAAGAAGGAUAUAAGUAUAAUAGGCCAAAAACUUGCUGGUAAAACAUUUAAUGCGUCAUCUAUAUCAGUGCUUGCACAGAUACCACAGUUUACUCUGAUAGGUGCUAGUGAAGUGUUUACAAGUAUAUCAGGGUUGGAAUUCGCUUAUUCUCAAGCACCAGUGUUUAUGCAGGGAGUUUGUAUGGGAUUAUUCUUAGCAACUAGUGGAAUUGGUAGUUAUGUAGCUGAACUCAUUUUAGUAAUUGUAGAUGCCGUGACAGGAUCCCAGCCACCAGAUUCUUGGUUUCCAGAUGAAAUAAAUGAUGGAAAGACAGAAUACCUUUUCUUCCUACUGGGAAUUUUAAUGUUAAUUGACUUUGUGAUCUUCGCUAUUGUUGCAUACUUUUACAAAUACCGGAAACAAGACAACUGUGAAAUUUCCGUCACCGUUUGAUCUUAAAUGACAUGAAAUUUCCAUAAAUAACCAGGUCGUCCUUACAGUUAUGAUUCUUAUCAAGUUGUAUAUAAGCUAAUACUAACAAUGACCACUGUCCUUUCCUCGAUCUUGAUAUCUAUAUCAUUAACGGGAAGCUUAAUACAAAAAUUUAUGAUAAAAGAGAUGAUUUUUCAUUUCCUAUCGUUAAUUAUCCAUUUUUAGAUGGUGACGUUCCCUUGUCACCAUCUUAUGGUGUUUAUAUAUCUCAACUUGUACGAUUCGCCCGUGUAUGUAACAACGUAUUAGAUUUUAGCGAGAGAAAUUAAGUUUAUGUAUUACUGAAAAAUUAUUACACCAGGGUUUUCGAUAUCAUAAACUAGUCAAAACAUUUACUAAAUUUUAUCAUCGGUAUAAGGACAUCAUUCGUAAAUAUAACUCAACAUGCAGACAUCUUAAUAUACGUUCGGGUAUUUCACAUCCAAUCUUUUAUGGUAAUAUUCUUUACAAAGCACAAAAAUGUCAGUAUUCACCUCAAAAGCUAACAAAACCUUUAAACAGACUUAUUAAGAAGGGAUAUAGUUACGAUACUGUUGUCAGGUCAUUAAAGAUUGCAUAUUUUGGCUUUAAUAUUGAUUCACUUAUAGGGUCUUUGCAUCGGAAUUAAACAUAUUUAUUCUAAAACCAGUUGUUGGCAUGACACGGGUUAUGUUCUUCUCAUAUAUUUUAUGAUGGUAUAAUACUAAACCCCUAACAGGAGGGAUUGUGCCUGAUAUUCAUAUGAUGAAGACGUAAUCUUUCCAUCAGUUUAAUUGAGGUCUGGAGCUGGCAUGUCAGUAACUGCUAGUAGUCUGUUGUUAUUUAUGUAUUAUUGUCAUUUUGUUUAUUUUCUUUUGUUUCCUAUUCUGACAUCGGACUCGGAUUUCUCUUAAACUGAGUUUUACUGUGUGUACUGUUGUACGUUUGUUUUUUCUACAUUGGCUAGAGGUAUAGGGGAGGGUUGAGAUCUCAAAAAACAUGUUUAACCCCGCCGCAUUUUUGCGCCUGUCCCAAGUCAGGAGCCUCUGGCCUUUGUUAGUCUUGUAUCAUUUUUAAUUUUAGUUUCUUGUGUAUAAUUUGGAGUUUAGUAUGGUGUCCAUUAUCACUGAACUAGUAUGCAUAUUUGUUUAGGGGCCACCUGAAGGACGCCUCCGGGUGCGGGAGUUUCUCGCUGCAUUGAAGACCCAUUGGUGGCCUUCGGCUGUUGUCUGCUCUAUGGUCGGGUUGUUGUUUCUUUGACACAUUCCCCAUUUCCAUUCUCAAUUUUAUGUAUUUGUUGUCAACAAUGGCAAAUUAUGUUUAAAUAACAAACAUUAUGUGUGAUUCGCUGCAUUGCAAGCAGAUAUAUUAUGGGUUAAUUCAUGUUUGUGCACACACAAAUAUGCAAAAUAUGGUGUAUGUGAUAGCUAACUUCCUAAACCUGAAAUGUAAAAUUUUUUUUUUUGUGGUCAGACACAUGCAUAUUAAUAUGUAGAGUUAUUUGCGUAUCAUUCGUCUUUUAUUCGAUGUAAUUAAGUUUUCCCUUUUUUUUUAUUGUAUAUAUAAGAUCAUCCUAUUUAUAACAUUUGUUGGUUUUUUUGUAAAAUAUUGAUAUUUCACUAUGCAUUGACUGAAAAUAAAAUAAUCAUAAAUAGUAUGGAAAAGAUACAGCACCAUAUUUGUUUAAAUAACCAAAAUAAUGCAAGCUUCUCCCUGUGAUUGACUCUCCUAUUCUCCAGGUAGCCAUCGAAGAGCAAUGGAAUAAAAAGUAAAAUAACAAAAAUACCGAACUCCAAAGAAAAAUUCAAAACGGAAAGUCCCUUAUCAAAUUGCAAAAUCAAAAGCUUAAACACAUCAAACGAAUGGAAAUCAACUGUCAUAUUCCUAACUUGGUACAGGCAUUUCCUUACGUAGAAAAUAUUGGAUUAAACCUGGUUUUAUAGCUAGCUAAACAUCUCACUUGUUUGACAGGAAUAUGACAGUCACAUUAUUCGGGUAACUUGUAUGUUUAAAGGGGAAAUCAUGCAAAACAAAUAACUGAUAUUAAACAAAUCACGAGCUGAAUCCUCGGACCAGCCAAAAACUCUUGUAGUUUGUCAACAUUUACAGGGUUGACGAAAACAUCUUAAAAGUAUUAUCAUCUCUCUUUGUAUUGUACAUGACAUCGCUGUAUGGACAGAUGACUUAGAUUUCGAACAUGCAUGUAAUAAAGUACAUGUACUUCUAAACAGUCCUUCAUAUCAUUGAAAUUAGUGAAUACUUCUCUCUUUUCCACAUAUAUUUUUUAACGACCUUGCUUAUCAAGGGAUCUGUUUGAAACAUUUUCAGACACUUUUCAAACAGAUUGGUCUUGAUUGGGGGAUUGUAAUGAACAAAAUUGAGUGGCAUGAUCGAUAUAGUUGCACAACUUGCAGGUGUUGACAGUCCACUACUAAGGAUAAAAAAUCGGGGUCGCGUGAGCUCGUCAACUUUGACUCUUUUCCCCGCUGCUUUUGGCAGAGAGUAUUCAUAUGGUAAUCAUCACAACGAUCUGGGUACAUUGAGCACAAGAUCAACCCCAACAACUAUGGCUGUAUGCUUUUGUGGUGCUUCAAAACUAGGACCAUUAUGCAGCUAGAUGUAUAUCCUUACCCUCAAUAAUACUUCUGUUUAGGAAUCUGCAUUAACUCUUUUACUGAAUUUUUUGCUGGAUAUGGUGGAAUUGAGUGUUCGAUUUGUGGCUGGCAGAAUAUGUGCAUCAAUGUGAUUUCUUGCCUGGUACCACUGCUCCAAAUUGUACUCGUUCCUGUUUUCCAACUAUCUUGGUCUUCUGUGUGCCUAAUGGGUUACAGCCUGCUGCAGAUCUGUCACAUUUUGAUCACGGAUUGUGUAAAGCUAGCAAACAUAUCCAUCAUAGCAUUAAUGUUAAUAGUAUCAGGUGUUGAAGUUCCUCUUCGUGUCUGAAUAUCCACAAGACCACAUGCACAAGACAUUUGAAGAUCACUGUUCAAUGAUGAAGUAGUUUCCUUCCCAGAAUCUAUUUGAUUUUGGUGUGCUUUGAUCAUUGUUCAACAGGUUUUCGUAUUCAGGGGUUGUCACAAAAGAAUGUAUGUUCCUUUUAAGUAAUGUUUGCUCAUGAUUCUACAUAAUCUGUACUGAACUUUGCAAAUAUUUCUAUAUAUAGUUGUUUUAACACAAAUUUAGGCAGACUUUUUGAAAUAGUUAUAUUUAUUUUUUAUAAAUUCUCCUUGAACUGCUGAGCAGUCCAGUUUUCAUGCAUGUGUAAGUUUUUUUACCUGAUUUACGAUAAGCUAAAUUUGAUUUGUUUGACAUUGUUUGUAGCUUACUGGAACUAUGUAACAGUUUGUAAAUUGAAAAUAACUUAUAAUUCACUUGUAAUUGUAUUUAGAAUUCAUGAAAUGAUCCAAAGAAUAAUAAAUAAAAUCCAAAGAAAACUUGCUUAUGCAAAAGUUUGGGAACAUUCUAAUUUUAAUGUUUCAUCUUUGACCAUCUUUAGUAAAACAAAACUAUUACAUUUGUUAUCAACAGCUAAACUUAAACUGAUGGAUAGAAAAAAAAGGAGAUAUGGUACAAUGUAUGUGAUUGUCAAGGAGACAACUAUCCAUCAGAGUUCAAAUGACGAGUUCCCAAGCAGCCUGGGAUAAUAUGAGAAAGGUAGAACCACCACUCAUUUCCUAACCAAAUACGGACAGAAAGAAUUCCUAAUCAAAUAAGAACAGAACAUUAGUGCUUAAAGGCAAGGAACACAUACAUUAUCUCUUGAAUGAACAAUGUUUAUACACA